CACAUGCUCAAAAACAGUAUUUCUUAGGUCAAGAUAUGGCACCUGGCGAGGCGACGCUCCCACUAAACAAGGGAGGAAGACGUGAUCCCCGCACAUCCCAUACGGUGUUCGUCUCAGAUAUCUGGCGCCCAGCAUCAUCAUGGCAAUACACUACAUCAUACACACCCACUUCCACAUGUUGUUAGGGUGAGGCAGCGGCAGUUUUUUUGACUCACGCUGUACAGAACGCGAAGGGAUGAGCCGAUCUGAACAAGAGGGCCUUUGAAGGAAGCACGCCGUUUCCUUUUAAAAGGAAUACCCCGUAGUGCAGGAGCCCGGCGAAAUUUCGGCUUAUAUACCGACCGUUAGGGGCGCAGAGAUAAGCUGACUUGCUGCAAUCGAUUUCGGGAGUGAACUGGACAGAGGAGAGAACUUCGAGAAGAACAGACAAAAAAAGCAAGAGGAGGAGCAGCGCGUGCGACAAAGCCUCGUUUUACCCAGCUUUUUCCGCCGGUGCCCGAGAACUAGAAGCACCCAAAGGUUUCUUCGCUCAACCACGAAGAGACUGGAGACAGCUCGUCUGCUGGGCGCAUCUACAGAGAAAGAUGCCCGAUAAGCGGCAGAAUGCAGAUCUCGCAACAAACUGCAUGUUUCUGUGUUUGCAGCUGUUGGUGAAUCCCUAGAGACUGGUUUUAUGGAUGGUGUGGUGACGGGGAGAGGGUGGACAGAACGUUUCCCUUCUUUCAACUAAAGACACUAGGGUCUCUCUGGGAGGGCCACGACACUCGUACAGUGCUGCUUUUUUUCAGCGGCCGCGUCCUGUUCAAAGGGCUGCCUCACCAUUCCCUACUUUUUAUAUGUUUUAUUCUUCUCCAUGUUUCGCUCCUGGAGCUCCUCUUUGCCUUUUUGUGCGCCUGCAUGAGGCACAGGGUGCGCAGCAACAGUCUCGGGUCUUGUUUCUCUGUUUGUUCGCCGUCACUGGAAAAGCCGAGUAAGCGGCUUUGUGAACCUCAACAGACACCUCAGAGACCCCGAAAAAUGGCCGGGAGAGCUUUCGCUUUCCCCGCUGGGCCACCAAGCGGCCUCGCGAAAAGCCCCGUCGCCUUAACCCGCGUGCAGGCGCCUUUUGUCUCCCUUCUUGCUCGCCCAUAUCCGCCAGUCCCUUUCUGUUCUCACACUUUCUCCUCUGCGUCUUCUCUGUUUUCCUGCUACCAACUUGCAAGGGGAUAUGUUCGUCCGUUCCCUGUUCUUACUCGGAGACUGCGAAGAGCCUUCUCUACUGCGCCCUCCUCUUCUGUCUCAUCGUCGCCUUCCUCUCGUGCCUCAUCUUCCUCUUCCUCAGCUGCCUCAUCUUCCUCGUCUCCUGCUUCUCCUUCUUCGGCUGAAGGAAGCGGGAAGACAGCAGGGUCAGGGAAGAAGAGUGGAGAGUCGUUUUUUCUUUCUCUCUGUGAACUGGAGCAGAAGAAGAGGACGGAAAGGGCAAUCCAGCACUCGCAGGACUUGUGGAAGAAACGAACGGCGGCGAAGGAUGCACACAGUGAAAAGACACCCGAGCUGUACGACGGACCGUUCUGGUUGAAAUUUUGGCGGAGAAAGAAGAGACCUGGCGCGCGAGGUUGAGUGAAGGGGGGAUGUUUCUUGACUGCCAGUGUCUAAAACACGCGACCGAAGCGAGAAUCGAAAUCUCUUCCGCAGGCGGCCUUACUUACCUUCCGGGUUUCUCGAGUUUUUGCCGAGAGUGGGGAUUCGCCAAAGGUAGCCGACACGCGUUUCUUUCCCAGUGUUCGUGUUUUCUCUCGCUUCUCUGUUCUGUACGCGGGUCUGUCUCCCAGCUUCUUUCUGUGUCUGUGCGGUAGCGUGUCAGUUGUUGAACUCUGCUACUCUGCUCCCGUGACUCUGUUUCUGUCUUCUGCCUUCCUCGUCUACUUUCUUGUUCGAGUCAAACCGUAGACGAGAAACUGAGACAACAACGACAGCUGUCUCCUUUUCGCCACCCAGUUGCUUUGAUAAACUCCAAACGCCGCCUCUCUCUUUGGAAACCAGUUUACAAAUGUGUGCAGGCAUGCAGAUAACGCAGGACGUUCUGCACACACAC
This is a messenger RNA of Toxoplasma gondii ME49, 2074 nucleotides long. RefSeq lists its product as hypothetical. The transcript has 3 exons. NCBI's taxonomy places the organism in Eukaryota, Apicomplexa, Conoidasida, Eucoccidiorida, Sarcocystidae. Bases 898 to 1599 code for a protein of 233 amino acids. The record is from RefSeq and is a predicted model, not a curated record.